AUGUUUCACAAGAUUAUACAGAAGCCCACAGGGGAAGAACCUUUUCAGCGUGAAUUGUUGGGUAAGUCUCUCCGGACCUCACUCUUCGGCCUUAACGAAGCUUACAUUGACAUCGAUUAUAUUGUGAAGCGCGUUGAGGAUGGCUUGCCUGACUUUAUCGCCCCUCACGAACUCAUAGAGCUCACUUCAGAAGUGGUGGCGUCUCUUGUGACCCGCCACCCUGACCACUCUCUCUUGGCUGCCAGAUACACUGUACUGCGACUCCACUCCCGACUCGGAUCCCCAUCCUUCACCGAUAAUCUAUUGGCGUUACGGGACUAUAAAAGCCACAAAACGCUGCGAGCGGCACCAUUGAUCGAUGCUGCGGUCUACAAAACUGCGUACGCACACCGCAUACGCCUUAACGCGGCACUCGACUUGCAGCGUGACUUUCAGCUCUCAUACUUUGGCUACAAGACCCUAGAAAGGGCGUAUUUAUUGAAGUGUGACAACGUAAUUGCGGAGCUGCCGCAGUACUUGUUCAUGCGUGUCGCUUUAGGUAUCCACGGCGGUGACAUUGACAGAGUUAUCGAGACGUACGACCUCAUGUCUGAAAAGUACUUUAUUCACGCUUCCCCAACAUUGUUUAACGCAGGAACGCCGAACCCUUACCUCUCCUCCUGCUUUUUACUAGCCAUGAAUGACGAUUCUAUCGACGGGAUCUACAGAACCUUGCAUCAAUCGGCACUUAUCUCCAAGGCUGCAGGGGGUGUCGGAAUGCAUGUGCAUAACAUUAGAGGCCUGGGCUCAUACAUAGCGGGCUCCAAUGGUACCUCCAGUGGGCUCGUGCCCAUGUUGCGGGUGUUCAACAACACCGCACGGUAUGUAGACCAAGGGGGGAACAAGCGGCCGGGGGCGUUUGCGGUCUACCUUGAGCCAUGGCACAACGAUGUCUUUGAGUUCCUCGACUUGCGGAAGAAUCACGGCAAGGAAGAGGUGCGUGCGCGCGAUUUGUUCUACGCCUUGUGGAUUCCUGACCUCUUCAUGGAGCGGGUGGAGCAGAACGGUGACUGGUCUUUGUUUUCACCCGACGAGGCCCCAGGGCUCAGCGACGCGGUGGGAGAAGUGUUUGUGGCGCUCUAUGAGAAGUACGAGGCGCAGGGUCUUGCCAACCAAACAGUCAAGGCCCAGCGUUUGUGGUACGCCAUUUUGGAGUCGCAAUCCGAAACUGGUGGCCCGUUCAUGCUCUACAAGGAUGCCUGCAACUUGAAAUCGAACCAGCAGAACUUGGGCACGAUCAAGUCGUCAAACUUGUGCUGCGAGAUUGUGGAAUACUCCGCCCCGGAUGAGACAGCCGUGUGUAACCUCGCCUCUUUGGCGUUGCCGUCUUAUAUCAAGUCAGACAACGACUCGAAGUGGUAUGAUUUUGCGAAGUUACAUGCGGUGGCUCGGGUGGUGGUGCGAAACUUGGAUAAGGUGAUCGAUGUAGGGGCGUAUCCGACGCCUGAAGCCGAGCGCUCUAACAAGAGACAUCGCCCGAUUGCGGUGGGGGUGCAAGGCUUGGCUGAUUGCUUCAUGGAUUUGCGGCUCCCGUUUGACUCUUCCGAAGCGAAAAUGUUGAAUCGUCAGAUCUUUGAGACAAUCUACCACGCCGCAGUGGAGGAGUCAGUGGCCCUAGCUAGAGAGAAAGGGGCGUACGAUACCUAUGCAGGUUCGCCCGCAUCCGAGGGAAAGCUCCAGUUUGACUUGUGGAAGAUAAACCCGUCAAAGAUGUACGACUGGGAUGUCUUAAAGCGAAAGAUGGCAAAGUACGGCUUACGAAACUCCCUCUUGGUGGCGCCAAUGCCCACGGCCUCUACGUCACAAAUAUUGGGAUUUAGUGAGUGUUUUGAGCCUAUCACGUCCAACAUCUACAGUCGACGUGUGUUGAGCGGUGAGUUCCAAGUGGUUAACAAGUAUUUGAUGACGGACUUGAUCGACUUGGGCCUCUGGAGCGAUGAUAUGAAGAAUUUGAUCAUCAAGCACGAGGGGUCCAUUGCAAACAUCCCUAGCAUUCCCGAUGACUUGAAGCAGCUCUACAAAACGGUAUGGGAAAUUUCACAGAAGGUAAUAAUUGAUCUUGCUGCCGACCGAGCCCCGUUUAUCGACCAGUCGCAGAGCAUGAGCUUAUACUUGAAACAGCCUACAAUGAGUAAGUUGACCUCCAUGCACUUCUACGCCUGGAAGAAGGGUUUGAAGACCGGGAUGUAUUACUUGCGCACCCAGGCCGCCUCCAAGGCCAUCCAGUACACCAUCAGCGUCCAGAACGCCGACAUUAAGUUCGAAGGAAAAACUGGAUUGUUGAAGAGAAAGCGGUAUCAAAGGUACGUAACAAGCGAGCCUGGCUUGAAAAAACCAAAGGGCGAACCAAAUGAGGACCCAACCUUGCUGGACUCUCCGUCCGAAGAAUUUGACUGCAACACCCCUACGAACAGGUUGAGUGAGGCCCCUCUCCACGAGGAGGAGGAUCAGAAGUAUGACAUUUUUGAUGGAACUCCUCUUCAGUGUAACAUUGCCGAUCCAAAAAACUGCGACUCGUGUUCUGGAUAG
This is a messenger RNA of Babjeviella inositovora NRRL Y-12698, 2568 nucleotides long. RefSeq names its product Rnr3p (gene RNR3). The transcript has a single exon. Gene Ontology annotation, cellular component: ribonucleoside-diphosphate reductase complex. Gene Ontology annotation, biological process: DNA replication; deoxyribonucleotide biosynthetic process. Gene Ontology annotation, molecular function: ATP binding; ribonucleoside-diphosphate reductase activity, thioredoxin disulfide as acceptor. Lineage: Eukaryota; Fungi; Ascomycota; Pichiomycetes; Serinales. The record is from RefSeq and is a predicted model, not a curated record. Bases 1 to 2568 code for a protein of 855 amino acids.